CAGAUGAGACAUGCAGUCCUACCUGAAGCUCAUCCACAAGGCAAAGAUGCCUAUCCUAGGACUGGGCACAUGGCAGUCUUCCUUAGGGAAAGUGAGAGACACAAUCAAACUUGCCAUUGACAUUGGGUACCGGCAUUUUGACUGUGCUUACGUGUACCAAAAUGAAGGGGAGAUUGGAGAUGCGAUCCAAGAAAAGAUAAAGGAACGGGCCGUGGCACGAGAGGAUCUGUUUGUCGUCAGUAAGCUGUGGUCUACAUUUCAUGAGAAAUCCAUGGUGAAGGGAGCAUGUGAAAAAACGCUUGCGUCUCUAAAACUAGAUUACGUGGACCUCUACCUCAUCCACUGGCCCAUGGGAUUCAAGGCUGGAGAAGAAUUGUUUCCUACGGAUAAAAAUGGUUUGAUGUUGCCCAGCAAUACAGAUUUUCUGGACACGUGGGAGGCUAUGGAAGACCUGAUGGAUGCAGGUCUGGUGAAAUCCAUUGGCAUUUCUAACUUCAACCGUGAACAGAUAGAGAGGCUCUUGAACAAACCAGGGUUAAAACACAAGCCAGUAAAUAAUCAGAUUGAGAGUCACCCAUACCUACCUCAGGAAGAACUGGUGAAUUUCUGCAAAUCCAGAGGGAUUUCUGUCACUGCCUACUGCCCUCUUGGAGCUCCCAACUGGAUAUGGGAUAAACCUGAGGGGCCUCCCCUCCUGGAUGAUCCCAAGGUCAAAGAAAUCGCAGCCAAACACAAUAAAACCUCAGCUCAGGUUUUGCUCCGUUUCCAGAUUCAAAGGAACGUGGCUGUCAUCCCCAAAUCAGUUACUCCACAUCGCCUUAAAGAGAAUUUUCAGGUGUUUGACUUUGAACUGAGCCAAAAAGAAAUGGAAACUCUGCUCAGCUUCAACAGGAGAGACAGGAUCUGUGCCCUAAACGAGUGCCGAAAUCACAAAGAUUAUCCUUUCAAGAAAGAUUACUGA
Euleptes europaea (tarantolino) is the source of this 961-nucleotide messenger RNA. Its product is annotated as aldo-keto reductase family 1 member B1-like. The coding region runs from base 11 to 961 and encodes 316 amino acids. The record is from RefSeq and is a predicted model, not a curated record. NCBI's taxonomy places the organism in Eukaryota, Metazoa, Chordata, Lepidosauria, Squamata, Sphaerodactylidae. Gene Ontology annotation, cellular component: cytosol. Gene Ontology annotation, molecular function: aldose reductase (NADPH) activity. The transcript has 10 exons.